GCCGCUGCUGCUGCUGCUCCGGCUAGUGAGGCUAGCUGCGGCUCUGUGAAUCAGAGGGCGUAUUACACACCUUGCAGCUAUGAUUUAAAGGCGCACAAAGCUACACAAACAAACAGGCAAACGAUAUGCUACGAAUAUAAAACGAGGCCCGUCGCUUCUGAGCAGCAAGGAGCUGAUUCAUUUCUUCUUUAGCCGAGGUUUGACCACUUCACUGUGACUUCACCUCUUCACCUUUUCAGACGUUUGGAACAAGGAGGCUAACUAACAUAAAACAUCUGUCGCUGCAGCGCCUUUGGCACCAGGAGGAAUAUUUAGAAUAAUCAUGAACAACCACGAGUCAGACGUGAACACCAUCUCACCAGAGCUGCCGGCAAUGUUCGACGGCAUGAAGCUGGCGGCGGUGGCCACCGUGCUCUACAUCAUCGUCCGCUGCUUGAACCUGAAGAGCCCAACCGCGCCCCCGGACCUCACCUACCAGGACACGCCCCUCAACCGCUUCCUGCUCAAGUCCUGUCCUCAGCUGACCAAAGAGUACAUUCCUCCCUUACUGUGGGGUAAGAGCGGUCACCUCCAGACGGCACUGUAUGGUAAACUUGGCCGAGUGAGCUCGCCUCACCCCAGUGGAGUCAGGAAGUACUUACCUAUGCAGGACGGGGCCACUGCAACCUUUGACCUCUUUGAGCCAGUGGGGGACCAUCGAACAGGAGAUGACAUCACCAUGGUGAUAUGCCCUGGUAUUGGUAACCACAGCGAGAAGCAUUACAUCCGAACAUUUGUGGAUCACUCCCAGAGGGAAGGUUACCGCUGUGCUGUGCUGAACCACCUGGGAGCUCUUCCCAACAUCGAGCUCACCUCUCCACGCAUGUUUACCUAUGGGUGCACAUGGGAGUUUGCAGCCAUGGUCGGCUACAUCAAGCGGCAGUAUCCUCAGACCCAGCUGAUCGUGGUGGGCUUCAGUCUGGGUGGAAACAUCGUUUGUAAGUUCCUGGGCGAGAACAGGACGAACCAGGAGCGAGUGCUGUGUUGUGUCAGCGUCUGUCAGGGGUACAGCGCUCUCAGAGCACAGGAAACAUUCCUACAGUGGGACCAGUUCAGACGCUUCUAUAACUUUCUCAUGGCUGACAACAUGAAGAAAAUCAUCCUGUCACACAGGCACAGUCUGUUUGGAGGAAGCCCGGUUAAAAUGAUAGAUCUAGAUCUUGGUCGCCUGUACACAGCGACGUCCCUCAUGCAGAUCGACGACAACAUCAUGAGAAAAUUCCACGGUCACAGCUCUCUCAAAGAGUACUAUGAGAAGGAGAGUUGCGUUCAUUAUAUUCACAAUGUAAAUGUGCCACUGCUGCUAGUGAACUCUGCAGAUGAUCCUCUGGUUCAUGACUCACUGCUCACCAUCCCUCGCACACUAGCAGCAAAGAAGCCGAAUGUGAUCUUUUCCUUGACGCUACACGGAGGCCACCUAGGCUUCUUCGAGGGCGCGGUGCUCUUCCCCCAGCCGCUCACUUGGAUGGACAAAGUGAUUGUGGGCUACGCCAACGCCAUGUGCCAGUGGGAGAAACAGAAACCGCCGUGCCAAAGUGGCCACCUGAGUGAGAGCUCCUGCGCUGAGAAAAAAGCGUAAACCUCUGACUUCUGUAUCUCUCUCACUCUCUCUCUCCUCCCCUCUCCCCCUCUCCAACACCACUGCCCCAGCACUGAGGAGACACCUGAAUUAAACUUUAAACUGCUCUCUCUUCUCUGCCUUCUCCUCUGGUGCUACUCACCGCUCCCGACCCACACAUCCCGAUCGAACACGUCUCGCCUUCACCACAGUUCCCCUUCGUAAUCACAAUCACCUUACAGUAUGUGAAGGAACAAAAACAACUAACUGCCUUUGUGCUCUUUUUUCCGUUGCAAAGACUUUGAAAUCAGAGCAGGAACAUUUUGUUUCUCUUCACAACAAUGAUCCUUGGCUCAUGGAGGUGUCGACCAAAUAUGAGGAGAGACGAAGUCAAGCUGGCGUUUAAAGGAAAGUGAGAGCACCACUUUAGAGUAGUCCAAGCACACAAGAAGCCUCCUAUUACAGUAAUCAAGGACUGUGCUGCAGUCGGUGCUGAUUUACUGCACCUGUAAGAAGCUCACUGCUUAUCACCGCCAAGGCCAUAUAGCCUAGUCUGCUGUCUUAACCAACGCAGCGUCUUUGUAGUCUGUAUGUAACUCACAAAUGUAGUGUGUAUGUGUGUGUUCGCCUGUGCAGAGCGAGAGUUAGAGACCCGUGACGGAGCAUGUGAUCUUUGUGUUCGGUAGGUGUGAUCCAGAUUCUCUGUUCAUGGUCUGUCGGCCCUUAUAACGUCUGUUUUUUUGGGUGACCUGUUGCUUUGUUGUUUGUAGAAAAUGUACAGUAGAAAAGUAUUAUGGUGGGAUUUUACGCAUUAUUUCCAACAUCCCCUGGGCACUUCAUGACCAGGGAUAAACCCCAGAGGGGAUCCGUGCACAUUCCCACCGUCGCAUUUUAUCACUUUGAUUCAAUGCACUUUACACCCUGUAUGGCACAAUCUUUUUUUUCCCCUCCUCAUUCGUCAAAGCGCAGGUGUAUGGAGAUUAUUGACGGUUUAGCUCUCAUGUGACCGAGAGCAAGAACCGGAGGGAGCGAGGAUGAUAACCAAAAGUUAGAUGACUCAAAUGUUCCCUGUGUUGUCUGUUGUCUUUGAGCCCUCUUACUCUUUCAUCUGCCUUUGAUCAGCUGCAGGUCCAGCCAAGACUUUGAUAUCCUUCUUUCACUGCACAGACAUUAGCAAUCCACCCUCUAAACACCUCAUUUGGUGCAAACAUCUCAAUAUGAUUUUGAAUAUUCUGUGGGGUCUGAUUUUGAAGAUGCAGCCGACUGAUUGGCCGAUGUGGUCCUCCUAAAGUUCACCAGUGCGCUGCAGAUUUCUCUUUAUAAUCUGAGCUGUGAGGUGUGAUGAGUAGGAGGGCUAAGGAUACCAACACUAAACCAAAUGUUUAUUUCUUUAGUGGGUUGUUUGUACUACUGGUCAUCAUGGUGGUGAUUGUUAUAUUGUGUAAUUAGAUGGAGAAGACUGCAUGCAAGAAAGAUGAGACAGAUUUUAAUGCAAGGGAAUAUUUUUGUUGCAAAGACAGCAUUGAAAGGCUUUUCUUGUUUUUUUGACUGGGCUGAGCGUUAGCUGUUGAAACGUGUCUGGAUGAAAUCAUACUGCAAUAAUGGGACCUGUGGACUUUCUAAAACCUGAAUCUAAAUGAGGACAUGUUGUAAACCUUGUUGUAAGGGCUUAGGAAGCUUCCUCCAAGGCAUUUUCUCAGCCAAGUAAUCUGAACACUGUGAUAAGACAGAUGGAUGGUUUGAAAUGAUGAAGGGACACGCAGUGAUUGACAGCAGAGCAUCUUGUAAAGCUGUUUAGGCCAAAGAUUAGUUUGUUAUGAGAUCUGGGUUUAAUAGUAUUUGUAACUGUAACUGUUUUUUUUUUAAAAAUUUGAAUCACAGGAAGUUUGGGAUUGCAUGACAAUUGACCAUUCCUGAGUCAAGCCCCUUUUCGCUCCAUGCUCCAAAAACAGCUGAGCAAGCCUGAAACCCAGCAAAACUUCAGCCACCUUUCCUCUUUUCUAUUAUACUUUGAUAUGCUAUGUGCUAGUUAAAAAUGUUGAUGGUUUAAAGGUGUGGCUGGAGGACUGUCACAAACUUCAGGAACGUUUCGUUGUGUUUGGUCACAUCUUAAGUUAGCAUAUGUUAGUAAAACGCUGGCUAACCUAUAGCUACAUCUGUAGUAAUGUUAACAUUUUUUUGAUACUGUUGGUUGGAUGCUGAAAAAUUUUGACCAUGACAUUAAUAUUUGUCAGCCAGAAAAGAUCCCUUAGUUAAUAUUAUGUCUUUGAGGCUACGUGCCGCCCCAAAGUAAUGUUAGGUAAACUGUCCACCAACAUCAAUUGACGUUGAUAUUUGGUUUAAUCUAGGUUGUGACGUUAGGUGAUAAAAAUUAUACGUCAAGAUAACAUCAAAUGCCAGCACAGCAUACUAACGACUGAUGACUUUAGUAUUUUGCUGGUUUUAAGUUGUGUCGUCAAGUAACCAAAAUUCAACGUUUUAAUCAUAAAGUGUGAAGAACAAAAUCCAAAGUCUACAAAAUGUCAUUAUGUUAACGUCCAUACAGCAUGAAAUUAUAACAUGGCUAGACAUUUAAAAUAUCGUCAACCCGAUUUUCAUUUCAACAAAAAAAAUAUCUGUCAAAUGCAACAGUCCAGCGACUUCCCGACGUCAAAUUGACGUCUGGUGCCAGCUUGGUAAGGUCAGCACCAAAGUCUGUAGUCAGUAAUGAAUACAUAGAUAACAAAUACAGAUCCACAGAUAUCUGGCAGUGCAGGAGCAAUUUUGACUGAUAAUCUUGUCAUCCUCGGUCUCCACUUCUGCCUUCUUUGUUGAGACAGAAAGCCUCAGUUUGUGUAAUUUUGCCUUGUUCAUGAAAGUAAACAUGAAAAUAUUUCUACAUCACAUACUGUAGUCUUUGCUGUCUGCCUUUUAAAGCUACAUCACCGGAUAAUUGGAAACGUUGCCCUCAUAUCUCUUUCGUCUUUUUUGUCCAGCCCAGCACCAGUAACUACCGGGGCAGGACUUAGGAAAGAGCUUUAAUUUUUGUGUCCAUUAGUUGCAACAUUACAACUAAAAAAUAAUUAUCUUGACCAUGAUAGUUCAUUUUUGACCUCGGAAACAGUAGUUUGGGUCAUAUAGCACUGCAACGGUGAUUCUGAUCACCACUCAAAUUAAAUCGCUUGUGCUUUGGCUCAAGGAUAAUUUCACAGUUUAUAGAGAUCUGUUGGUUUUUGAGAUGUAAUUGGCUUAAAUUUAACCUCCUUUUGUGGAGAUUAUUCUGUGCAAAUACUAUGAAAUCCAGGUAUUAAUCUCACUGAUGCUGGCUUAGCUAAGAUUGAAAACAGGGAUCCAACUUUAUCCCUCUCAACUCAGGGUAUGUGCCAAUACCAAGCACGGCUCCGAUACCAGUGCCCUCUUUUAAAAUCUGUAUCUGUGUGGGACUCAAUCAUUUUUAUGUACUGUUAGAUAAAAAAAGAGCAGAGAUGGUUGUGGCAGUAGGUCGACAGCCCGCUAUUCAUGACCCUGAAUUUUAUAACGACAUUGACAGUGAAAAUGUAUUUAAUGUGGGUCAGUUACAUCAAGGCUGAUUGCAGACCGACACAUUAAAGCGUUUGGCGUUUGGUUUGGUGCCUCCCUAACUGAGAUGUGUAGAUAAUGUCUGUCUGAGCCACCACCUUCUCGCUCUGCAGCUGCCCUGAAUCAUUCAAACCACAAAUCACUGUUGCCAUCUGCUGUCAGAGAGAACAAACUACAACUGCAGACUUCCUCUCAUUUAAUUCACCUGCAGUGAGAUUAUAUUCAUCGUGGUUCAUGGUUCACUCUGUCCACAGCUCUCAUUUUAACAAAAUCAGCUGUGGAUUGGAUUUACUCUGGCUCGCAAAGAAAAAAAAAAAAGAUGAAUAUUGAUGACACCAGCACAAACCCAGUUUCUGCAGUAAGAGUCGUUUGUGUUCUUUUGAGAUUCUUGCCUCUACCCCAACUUUGCACAAAAAUGCAGGUUUGGAUGUAUUAUUUGGAUAUAUUUUUUUCUAGUCGAUUUUUCCGGGGGGAUUUUUUGUAUUUUGUAUUUUUAUUUCUUGUGUUAUUUGCUUGUGCAAAUGUAUCAGAGCGUGAGUGUUGAUGAGUACACAUACUGUGUCAUAUCACCACCUCUGAUUGACAAAAACCAAAACUUCUUCACUUUAAUAUUGAAAAAAAGCUAAAGAGAUAUAUAAAGGAAUAAAGAUAUAUAAAGGAAUAAAGGCAAUAACCAACCAGGAGGGAUUCUUUUAUCAUUUUAAUGUGACGGGAGAUAGUGUGUUAGACCAAAAUAUGUCAUACAUUAAGAUAAUUUUCUUCAUGGAGUGUGGGAUCUGAAAUGUUAUUUUACUGUGUUGAUAUGAGAAUGUGCUCCUGUGUAUUUAACCCACCCCAGUAAUUCAAGUGUUUCUUUCAAGAUUGUGAGCUCAUUUUUAAUUGGAAACUUUCAAAAUUUCAAUUGACUUUAUAUGUCAGUGAUAAAAAAUCACAAUGGAUCCAGACUAACAUCAGUGUAGUUUUUUUUUUUUUUUAAAUGUUUUGUUCUUAUCAGCACAAGCAAGUGGAUGAGAGCCCACAGUGAGUUAAUCUACAUUAUACAGCUUUAAUUUAAUGUUUACAGACAUUUUGAUCCUUUAUGACGGUUAAGGGAGACACAAGAAGGGGCACACAGAGUCACACAACAUGAUGUACUUGGACAUUGAACACUGGGUGUUUUUGUUGAAGAAAACCAGUGGUGUGUGUGAUCGAAUUAUGUGAGGAAAUAUGGUUAUUGUGUUCCAAAAUAAAUUAUUUUCUCAAAAGAAAAAA
Plectropomus leopardus (leopard coralgrouper) is the source of this 6406-nucleotide messenger RNA. Its product is annotated as monoacylglycerol lipase ABHD2. The record is from RefSeq and is a predicted model, not a curated record. Lineage: Eukaryota; Metazoa; Chordata; Actinopteri; Perciformes; Serranidae. Gene Ontology annotation, molecular function: acetylesterase activity; monoacylglycerol lipase activity. Gene Ontology annotation, cellular component: sperm flagellum; sperm plasma membrane. Gene Ontology annotation, biological process: medium-chain fatty acid catabolic process; steroid hormone receptor signaling pathway; acylglycerol catabolic process.